AUGGAAAAACCGUUAACAAUCACAGACCGGUUAAAUGUACUUAAUCAAAAUGUAGACAAUGAAAGCAUUAGUGAAAAUAGUUAUGAGUUUGAACAAAAAGUGUCCUCUGAAACAAAUGUGGCUCAUGUCAAACUACGAGUUACUGCGGAGAAGUCUAUGUUUCAGUCUGCAUUAGGUGGAAUUAUUUCCUGUCUUGGUAGUGCAGUAGGAACAGGAAAUAUUUGGAGAUUUCCUCGUAUUUUGGCAUCACAUAGUUAUUCUACCGGUGCAUUAACAUUUUAUAUAGUAUGGCUUAUUAUCCUAUUUUUAUGGUCCAUACCAAUUAUAAUAGUCGAAUAUUCAAUUGGUAGAUUUACUAGAAACUCUGUUACAUUAGCAUUCUGCAAAUUUUUGGGCAAAAAUUUUUCUGGUUAG
Messenger RNA from Schistosoma mattheei, 414 nucleotides. The record is from the annotation of a GenBank genome assembly. NCBI's taxonomy places the organism in Eukaryota, Metazoa, Platyhelminthes, Trematoda, Strigeidida, Schistosomatidae.